Drosophila navojoa is the source of this 556-nucleotide messenger RNA. RefSeq lists its product as uncharacterized. The record is from RefSeq and is a predicted model, not a curated record. NCBI's taxonomy places the organism in Eukaryota, Metazoa, Arthropoda, Insecta, Diptera, Drosophilidae.
AUGAAGAUCAGUCUUGCAUUCAUACUUGCCAUAGCCGCCUGCGUCGGCACGAGCCAUGGACUAGGCGGCACCAACAGCGAAGGAUUCGACUAUGUCUGGGGCAUGAAGGUGGCAGCCAGCCAGCUGAUCGCCCGCGAGGUCGUCUACAGAGGCAAGACUCUGUUGGGCACCACAACAAAGACAUACACGCUCACACAGGACCCGACUGCACCAAAAACUAUCCAGUACAUAGCCAUUACAAAUCUGAAACGGUUGCGAGGCGCCACAGCUGAGAUCACGUCCGGCGGUGUCGGCAGCCAAUCUGUCACAAUCAAAUUCACUUCGGCACGUGGCGGCGCCAUCAAGUCUCAGGUGGAAAUUUGGGGUGCAUAAGAAUCGCUUAAAAUAAUAUCACCUAAUGUAUUUAGUAUUUAUUUGUGUCAAUUAAUCAAUUAAUCAAUUCAAUCAAUUCAAUUUAAUUCAAUAACUUGUCAAUGCUUUCCGCUUGAUUAGUGAAUUUAUAUUAAAUAUAUCAUGUUUUUUAACACCUAUUGAAAACUAUGUGAGUAUUACUAUA